UUGUGGACCGCGUCCCCAUCCUCCAACCAGCACACAUCUCGGCGGUGUCGGCACCUUCGCACAAUGGACCGUCGACGCUAAACAUCCUCCUCAAAAGAACUGUGUAUGGAUUUAAUGAUGAUGAAAAAGAAGAAAUUCAAAUUCAAGGUGAAUUUUGAGCUGGACGAGCUCUCGUCGGUUCCGUUCGUCAACGGCGUUCUCUUCUGUAAAGUCCGACUUUUGGACGGCGGAUUCUCCGAGGAGUCUUCGAGGGAACCAGUCCAGGCCAACUGUGUUCGUUGGAGGAAGAGGUUCUCUUUCCCCUGUAAGAUGAGCGCCAAUGCAGGAACUGGCGUAUUGGAUCCCUGUGUGUGUCGUGUUUCAGUCAGAAAGGAACUGAAGGGGGGGAAGGCGUAUGCUAAGCUCGGUUUCGCAAAUCUGAAUUUAUCGGAGUUUGCCGGCUCAGGCAGUACAACACGAAGAUGUCUACUGGAAGGUUACGACACCAAAAAUACUCGCCAGGAUAACUCCAUUCUUAAAGUUAUUAUCAGCACUCAGCUCAUGUCAGGCGACCCUUGCUUCAAAACGCCUCCUUCUACUGCGACAGUGAUUGGGAUCCAGGGUGAUGGGGAAAGCCUGCUGGAAGAGAGGCGGGGAGGGGACUUACCAACAGCCUCUUCUGAGAGUCGAGAAGUCAAGUGUCCUGUGGCGUCCGACGAUCUCGGCGGCUGCGGCCACUCACGGACUUCCAGCUACGCCAGCCAACAGUCCAAACUCUCAGGCUACAGUACAGGCCACUCUCGCUCCUCCAGCAUGUCAGACUUCAGUCAUCGUAGGAACCAUUCAGUAGGCAGCGCCUCCACGGGCAUCGGCAGCAUCCCAGAACCCAACGAGGACAAAGAAUCCAGACCUUGUCCUGCUCUCCCUGAACAUCCACUUUCUGCCGCCAACUCCAGCAACUCUGUGGGUUCUCCGGUUCGGAGCGAGUCGUCCAGUGAGCGUCUCAACAGACAUCCGGUGAAGCAGGACUCCAUCGAGUCGCAGCUGAAGAGAAUGGACGACACUCGAGUGGAUGCGGACGACGUUGUGGAAAAAAUCCUCCAAAGCCAAGAUUUCACGCCCAGCCUCCUGGACUCGGGUGCAGAGGAGGAAGGUUUACGUCUGUUUGUGGGGCCUGGAGGAAGCACCGCGCUUGGCAGCCAUCAUCUUCCUACCAGAGUUGGAGGUGGAGCAUAUGAGCAAGUGGUGAUGAAGCGCUGAAACAUGUGAAGAAAAAAGGACCAAACUGGAAGCAGGGUUUUGUCCAUUUCAGUCUUCCUCUGCUCGAACGGUUGACGUCACAACAGCGCCCUCGUGUGUUCACACUUAGAACCUAACACUGUAGCUUUCUGACUUACAUCUCAGCGGGAUCACGUUUAAUGUGAUGGGGUUUUUUUUUUGAAGUAAGGGCUGCCUGUGUCGACAUUACGUUCCCCCACCUUUUCAACCAGACUUCUCAGAACAAAUGUGAACUUUCAAAAAGGUGAUUUGAGAGGAGAACAGGUUGUGAACAGGUGGGAUCUCCAAGACCACAAUAUUGCCAUGUUAUUUCAACACAUUCCAUAUAGUAGUAAUAAUUGUGUCGACGUUUCCGACUUCCCUUUAAGGUUCAGUUUAAUUUGCCUUGACGCUGCUAAGAGGCUCUUGGUGUAUAAGCACUCUGAAAUGUUUUUAACGGAAAGAAUAUUUUACUACAAAAGACCAGGUGCCAGACUGUGUGUGCGUGCGUGUGUAAGUAAGUAAGUCAAAAUAGCAAUGUUAGCCAUCUUUACAGUGUAACUUUGUACAGUGUCAGGUUUGGAGGAAUGUUAUUUCAAUACAGUGAUAGUGACAUUUACGCACAGUAUUUAUUGAGGACUGCCAUAGGGAUGUCCCGAUCCGAUAUUUGGAUCGGAUCGGCUGCCGAUAUUUGCCAAAAAAUGCGUAUCGGCAAGGCAUGGGAAAAUGCCGAUCCAGAUCCAGUUUUAAAAAAACUCCGGUCCGUGUUUUCCAACGCACCGAUUUAAAUAAUACAUUCCACUUUUCUGCUGCUCCGUAAUUUCCCUUCCGCAUUUUCCAGCACACC
Nerophis lumbriciformis (worm pipefish) is the source of this 2083-nucleotide messenger RNA. It is a transcript of the gene eeig2b, whose product is annotated as family with sequence similarity 102 member Bb. Lineage: Eukaryota; Metazoa; Chordata; Actinopteri; Syngnathiformes; Syngnathidae. The record is from RefSeq and is a predicted model, not a curated record.